AUGGAGCGCAUUUUUAAUGCCAAGAGGUGUUCAGAUGAGAAUAGAUUGGCUUUCACGGAGUAUUUAUUAUCCGGGGAAGCUAGUCACUGGUGGAGCAGUAUGAGGACCAUUAUGGAGGGCAGUAACACUCAUAUCACUUGGGAGUUGUUCAAGGAAAGAUUCUAUGCUGAAUAUUUUCCUGACAGCGUCAGAUUUGCUAGGGAGAUUGAAUUUCUACAGCUGGUUCAGGGAAAUAUGUCAAUCUCUGAGUAUGAAGAUCGGUUCAAGCAUCUGAUCAGGUUUCAUACAGUGCCGAUGAGUGAAGUUUGGCAGUGUCGGAAAUUUGAGAAUGGUUUGAGGGGAGAGAUCAAGUUGUUGGUGAAGGGGCUUUCUAUUAAAGAAUUUCCAGCUUUGGUGGAAAUGGGAAAGGUCAUGGAGAAGACCAAGUUGGAAGUGGACAGGCAGAGGAGUCAGCCUUUGAGAGUGGGAGGACCGGUGAUGUCCAGAGGCGGUUCUAGUUCCAGGAGGACUCCCUAUUCUAGGCCUCCUUCUCAUAGACCUAGAGGGUCUUCUUCUCAGGCUUUUGUGUCAUCUGGACCGUCCAGCAGCUCUGGGGGAGUGAAGUGUUAUUCCUGUGGAGGUCCCCAUCUUCAGUCGGUCUGUCCUCAAAUGGCAGGUUUCAGAAGAUGUAACAUAUGCCGGGUUGAGGGACAUUUCGCCGGGACUGUCCUACUGUCAGGAGGACAGGUCCGCAGACUCACCAGGCCAGGAGAGCACAUCCGAGGGGCGGUGCCAGAUCGUAGGCUUCAGGCAGGAUGUAUGCUAUAUCGGGGUCAGAGGCAGCCAGCUCAGUAUGACUUGGCUGUAGCUACUCCCACUUCGGGGUUGGUCAAGACAUCUACCUUGUGUGCUAGAUGUUUUGUGGUUGUAGAAGGACGUCCGUUCAAGGUAAACCUCAUUUGUUUACCUUUGCAAGGAUUAGAUGUGAUCUUGGGGAUGGAUUGGCUAUUUGCCAAUCGCAUUCUCAUAGACUGCGGUGAGAAGAAGUUAGUUUUUCUUGAAGAAGAAGGGGUAGUGUUGUUGUCUUCAGGGCAGCUGAAGCAAGAUUUGAGUGGGCAUGGUCUAGAUCACUCAAUGGUGAGUGAGUUUUUGGAUGUGUUUCCUGAGGAAGUGUCGGGGUUGCCCCCUCAGAGGGAAGUCGAGUUCUCUAUUGAUUUGGUGCCUGGAGUAGGACCAGUAUCAAUAUCGCCGUAUAGAAUGGCUCAAGCUGAGUUAGCUGAGCUGAAGAAGCAAGUUGAGGAUUUGCUUGAGAAACAAUUCAUCAGACCAAGUGUUUCUCCGUGGGGUGCGCCUGUGUUGCUUGUGAAGAAGAAGGAUGGUAGCUCCAGACUGUGUAUAGACUACAGGCAAUUGAACAAGUUAACCAUCAAGAACAAAUAUCCGUUGCCCAGGAUCGAUGACUUGAUGGAUCAGUUGUAUGGGGCUACUGUUUUCUCCAAGAUUGACCUGAGGUCAGUUAUGCUGUUUGGUGUGACUAAUGCGCCAACCAUAUUCAUGGACUAUAUGAACAGAAUCUUCAGGCCGUUCUUAGAUAAGUUUGUUGUUGUCUUUAUAGAUGACAUACUUAUUUAUUCUAAGACUUGGGAGGAGCAUGAGAAUCACCUUAGGAUAGUGCUUGGGAUUUUGAGAGAGAAAAAGUUUUACGCUAAACUGUCUAAGUGUGAGUUCUGGUUAGAAGAAGUGCAGUUUCUAGGGCACGUUAUCUCAGCGGGUGGAAUUGCUGUGGAUCCAGCUAAGGUUCAAGCCGUGCUUUAG
Vigna angularis (adzuki bean) is the source of this 1794-nucleotide messenger RNA. RefSeq lists its product as uncharacterized. The transcript is spliced from 4 exons. Bases 1 to 1794 code for a protein of 597 amino acids. Lineage: Eukaryota; Viridiplantae; Streptophyta; Magnoliopsida; Fabales; Fabaceae. The record is from RefSeq and is a predicted model, not a curated record.